Messenger RNA from Cyprinus carpio (common carp), 2866 nucleotides. RefSeq names its product complement C7a (gene c7a). Gene Ontology annotation, molecular function: protein binding. NCBI's taxonomy places the organism in Eukaryota, Metazoa, Chordata, Actinopteri, Cypriniformes, Cyprinidae. Gene Ontology annotation, biological process: immune response. Gene Ontology annotation, cellular component: membrane attack complex. The record is from RefSeq and is a predicted model, not a curated record.
UCAUUUCCCGCUUAUGGCUUGUUGUUGCGAGAUAAGACAGGAACUGGGAGUGUUUUCUGUAGCUGGACACAGUAAAGACAGUUUGGAGAGAAAUGUGAAUGCUGCUUUGGAUUAUUACAAUGAAGCAUGUGUUCCUGCAUGAAGUCUUUCUUGUCUCUCUUUUGUCUUCAGCAGCAGUUAUACAUGCAGUGUCAGUGAGGUCCAUUAGGUCUGUGUCUGAACCUGUGCACUGCAAGUGGGGACCCUGGUCCCCUGAAAGCUGGUCUGCCUGUGAUGGCUGCUCCAAAACACAGACACAGAGCCGCUCCAUUGCCGUCUUCUCUCAGUUUGGUGGUCAGCCUUGCACUGGGAGCUCAACCCGCACACAAUCAUGUAUUUCAGCUCAGGUCUGUCCUCUAGAGGAGGGUUGUGGAGAACGUUUUAGGUGUCAGUCAGGGAAAUGUAUCAGUCAGUCUCUGGUAUGCAAUGGAGAUUAUGACUGUGAAGAUAGCUCAGAUGAGUGGAAAUGUGACAGUAAAGUGAUGUGUGACCUGCAAAAACCUCCACCAAAUGUAGAGCUCACUGGUCAAGGGUUUGAUGCAUUGAGGAAAGAGGCAAGAGGAACAGUUAUCAACACCAAAAGCUUUGGAGGUCUGUGUAGAAAGACCUUCAGUGGAGACCACAGAGACCUAUACAGACUUCCCCAAAGUGUCCUCAGAUACACUUUCCAGGUCACAGCAAAAAAUGAUUUUACAGAUGAAUCCUUUGACAGCUCUUGGCAUUAUCUUAAUCACAUUGAAAAACAUUCAAGAACAUCAGGCACAGCUUAUGGGCAUGACGAUUAUGUCUUCCAUAAUGAGCUGUUACAGUCUCAGUCCAAAAAUCUACUUAUCAUGAAGAGUGAUGUGGAUGUGGCCCAGUUCCAAAACCAGGCCCCAGAAUAUCUGCCACUUUCAGAAGAGUUCUGGAAAGCACUGCUGUCCUUACCUGUAACAUAUGAUUAUGCUGCCUAUCGUAAUGUGCUGGAGAGAUUUGGGACCCACUACAUUUCUGAGGGCACUCUUGGGGGCCAGUUUAGAUUAUUUUUGAUGGCCAGCCAAGAUAUCAUUAAAAAAUUGCAAUCUGUACAAAGAGACUAUAAACAGUGCGUCAAAACGUCCCAUUCUAUCCUGUUUAUCAUCAGGUGGACCACAGAAGAUUGCAAUGAAGAAAAAUUUAACGAGGAACAACCAUUUUAUGAAAGCUUAUCAAAAAAUGAUAUGACCACGGAUAUAUUUGGUGGAGAUCCUGCAUAUAUAGCAAAACUGUCAAUGUUAAACAAAAACACACCAGUGGAGAAUGGAAGAGCGUUCUCACAGUGGUCGGGUUCAGUGAAGGGCUUUCCAAAAGUCAUCAAACCAAAGCUCAGACCUCUCCAUGAGCUGGUAAAAGAGGUCUCGUGUGCGGGGGUGAAAAAGCAUCAUUUAAAGCGUGCAAUUGAGACUUACCUCAGCGAGAAACACUCAUGUCACUGCAGAGAAUGCAAGAACAAUGGGCUGCGCGUGCUUGACAAUGACGUCUGUAAGUGUGUGUGUAAACCAGGCACCGUAGGCCAGGCAUGCGAGUAUGGGACGCCGCAAGAUGAACAGCCAGGAGUGAUUCAUGGAGACUGGGCCUGUUGGUCUUCAUGGAGCACCUGCAAGGAAGGUCAGAAAAGCCGGAGCCGCUCCUGCAGUCGUCCCACUCCUUCAGGCGGCAGGGACUGUAUUGGGAACGCCAUGGAGACGACAGUCUGCGAUGAUGAUCAGGAAUUAGAUUACCUACGUUCAAUGGAGCCUCACUGCUUUGAAAAUUCUUUAACACCCAGGAAAAGUUGUAAAAUCCCCCCCUUCCUCGCUAAUGGGUUUGUUUUGUACCCCAAAGAUGCAUAUCCAGUAGGCAGCAAGAUUGAGUAUGCAUGCAUUGAGGGCUUUCACCUGACUGGGGAUCCUAUAGCAGAAUGUCAAGAAAAUCUAGACUGGGUGCGACAUCAAAUAGAGUGCAAGAAACCAUUAUGUGGUCUGCCUCAGCUUCCUCCAGAUGUCACUGGAAGCCCGUGGAAGCCCACCUAUAACAUCGGUGAAGCUGUCUCACUUUCCUGUCCUGAAGGGAAAGUCAGAGAAGGUCCGGGUGAGAUUCAGUGCAACGCUGGCCUUUCCUGGUCACCACAACCAAAAGAAACCAGUUGUCUCACAGUUUUUAAGCCAACCACUUUGCCAGUGCAGUGCCAGCCAUGGGAGAACCUGUCAAAGGACAAAUGUGUCUGUAAAGUACCCCAUGAGUGCAAGUCUUCCCUGGAGAUAUGUGCCACUGAUGUGAAGCGUGGUCGGACACGGACACUGAGUCUGUGUAAAGUACAGGCUAUGCGCUGUCUGGGACAUCAGUACACUCUUGCUGAAGACAGUGCCUGCAAGUGGCCACAUCGCUCAUCCACUGCUUGUCCGGACUGCACGCUCUGGGAGACGUGUGAUGAGAAAACGAACAGCUGCCGUUGCAAGACAAGUGAGGAAUGCUCAUCCCCGGACGCUUGGAUCCAUGUAUGUGUGCAGCAGGAAGGAGCGUCUGCACCAGUGACAAUGACAGAAUGUGAGGUGGCUGUGAGGAAAUGCAGAGGAGAGGCUCUCCACAUUGUCAGCAUUCAACCCUGUCAGUCAUAAUCUCAGAGCCUCACUAACGAAUUAAAGUGUAACAAUUUAUGUUGAAUCCUGAGAAGGAUUCCUGCAACAGUUUUCUCAGGUUUGCAGAGGAUUCAGUCAAAACACCAUGAAUGUGCUUUAAAAAAAAUGGUAAAUCGGUAAGUUUGGGCAGGACCAGGAAUACAGUGCUGCUGUUUGUUUUUGUAGGUCAACCCAGAAGAUAGCAUCACCCU